This is a messenger RNA of Mercurialis annua (annual mercury), 1823 nucleotides long. RefSeq names its product putative serine/threonine-protein kinase-like protein CCR3. Lineage: Eukaryota; Viridiplantae; Streptophyta; Magnoliopsida; Malpighiales; Euphorbiaceae. Gene Ontology annotation, biological process: protein phosphorylation. The coding region runs from base 185 to 1723 and encodes 512 amino acids. Gene Ontology annotation, molecular function: protein serine/threonine kinase activity; ATP binding. The transcript has 2 exons. The record is from RefSeq and is a predicted model, not a curated record.
UGACUGCCUUGACUUAAGAUACAGUUCUUGAAUGUUCAAGACUUCAAUUCAAAGAACCAAAAAAUAUCUCCAAAUUAUUUAAACCGUGUGGAGCCACAUAUUAUUAUAAUUUUCUCUACAAUAAACUGGUUUUUUGUUUUGCUUCUUCUUCUUGUAAACUAAUAAUUUUAAAGAGAAAAAAAAGAUGGCUGAAUCCAUACAUAUUAUGGAUGUUAAAGAUGAAGAUGAUAUUGGUAGUGACAAGACUCAUGCAACUGCCGAUCGCUUCAAUCAAAAGGUUACUAAACUAUUCCUGAUCUCCAAUGUCAUCUUAGAGCUUCCAUCAGCUGCUUUUGAUCAACUUUCAUCUGUGCAUCAGCCUCAGUAUGCACUAUUUAGUAUGAUCUUGUCUUACAUAAUCUUGAUCAUUUCGAUUAUUGAUCUUGUUCACAAGAUUCAAACAGAAGGAGUAACUUGGAUGAUGAGAAGAUGGAUACCCUGGUUUUAUUAUCCAUAUCCGAAUCUCAAGCCAUUCGGAAGAUUUCCGGACAUUGUUGGAUUCAUUUGUGCAAUCUUACAAUGCAUUUUCGCAUCACUUUCGUAUGCGUUUGUGACUCGACAUAUCGAUAAUCCAAUCAAAAUAUCCUUUUGGCCUAUGAUAUUUGCUUUUGCUCUACUGUAUUCAAAAUUUUCAGUUAAACAAAAAUCAACUAUGAAGAGAAGGAGAUUGACUAGAGCCACGGAAUUCAGCUUCGCAGAGCUUGCUGCCGCAACUGAUAAUUUUUCGCCACAAAACAAGCUUGGUGCAGGAACUUUCAGCAUUGUUUAUAGAGGGAAACUAGUAAAUGGUAGUGAAAUAGUGGUGAAAAGAGGGGAGAAAGGUCAUGAAAAGAAUUUUUCCGAAGAGCAACACAAAGCUUUCGAUUCUGAAUUUGAAUUCCUGUCGAGGCUUCAUCACAAACAUCUAGUUAGACUAAUCGGAUUCUAUGAAGAUGAAUACGAGAGGCUUUUAGUCUACGAGUACAUGAAAAAUGGAGAUUUGUAUAGGCAUUUGCAUGACAAGAAAUGCAAUGAAAUGAGUACUAUAAAUUCAUGGAAAAUGAGGAUCAAAAUUGCUUUAGAUGCAGCAAGAGGAAUAGAUUACCUUCACAACUAUGCAGUCCCGCCUGUAAUUCACAGAGGAAUCAAAUCUUCCAACAUUUUGCUCGACUCGAAUUGGACUGCAAGAGUUUCAGAGUUUGCAUUUUCGGUGAAAGCUCCUGGAUCAGAAAACAAUAACAAGCCAAUGAAGGUAGGAGGAACAACAGGAUAUGUCGAUCCUGUGUACUAUACUCGAAAAACGUUAACUCCGAAAAGUGAUGUGUAUAGUUUCGGCGUCGUAUUAUUAGAACUUUUGACAGGGAAGAAAGCUAUAUUCAAGGAUGAUCAUGAUGAUAGUGGAGGAAUAGCAAGAAGCAUAGUGGACUUUGCAGUGCCGAAAAUAUUAUCCGGUGAAGUUGUUACGGUUUUAGAUCCAAGGGUUAUUCGACCGGAGCUUAAGGAAGCGGAGGCAGUAGAGCUGGUGGCAUACACUGCACUUCAUUGUGUGAAUUUGGAUGCCAGAGAGAGGCCGAAUAUAGGUGAUGUAGUUGCCAAUUUGGAGCGGAGUCUGGCUCUCUGUAAUGAAAAUAGUGAUGAUAGUUUAGUAGUUUCGACUAGGGACCGAGCACAAAAUGAAACUAGACCACUUUUAAGAAUAAGUUGAAAUCGGAAACGGUUGAAUAAUAUUUCGUCUGUAUAGAAUUAAGAGGCUAUAUUUUUAUUUUUGGUGUCUUAAAUUAUAGACCACCUUCUGUUUUUGGUGA